Molecule: messenger RNA, 8525 nt
Organism: Drosophila guanche
Lineage: Eukaryota; Metazoa; Arthropoda; Insecta; Diptera; Drosophilidae
Gene: Sema1a
Product: semaphorin-1A
Exons: 20
Biological process (GO): semaphorin-plexin signaling pathway; positive regulation of cell migration; axon guidance
Molecular function (GO): chemorepellent activity; semaphorin receptor binding
Source: RefSeq, a predicted model, not a curated record
AAUAAAAGCCACAAAAUGCAUUUGAAAAGUGCAACAGCAACAAAAGCAGACACAGUAAAAACAAAAACAACAGCAACACACAAACUGAAGCAUAAGUUAAGCAAAUUGUAUGGAUACUACGGAUACGGAUACAGAUACGGUUGGAUGCAAGUCUUCCUACUACUAACACUCUACGUGAUUGGUAAUCAAAGUGCCUGGCAGGAGAACAUACGACCAAAACUCUAUGUGGAAUUAGGUCCCGAAGAUAUACUGAAAUUUCUGGGAAACGAAAGUGUUGUGGAUCACUUUAAGCUCGUCACCAAGGAUGGCAACAGUCUGCUCAUCGGUGCCAGAAAUACGGUAUUUAAUUUAAGCAUACACGAUCUCGCUGAACAGCAGCGGCUGGUCUGGACAUCGCCGGAAGAUGAUACCAAAAUGUGUCUCGUCAAGGGUAAAGAUGAGGAGGCCUGCCAGAACUAUAUCCGCAUCAUGGUGGUGCCAUCGCCGGGGCGCCUCUUUGUGUGCGGCACCAACUCGUUCCGGCCCAUGUGCAAUACGUACAUGAUCAAUGAGAACAACUACACGCUGGAGGCAACCAAAAAUGGCCAGGCUGUGUGCCCCUACGAUCCCCGUCAUAACUCCACCUCCGUGCUGGCGGAUAAUGAACUAUAUUCGGGUACUGUGGCCGAUUUCAGCGGCAGUGAUCCGAUUAUCUAUCGAGAGCCGCUGCAGACCGAGCAGUACGACAGCCUCAGUCUCAACGCCCCGAACUUUGUGAGCUCAUUCACGCAGGGAGAUUUCGUCUAUUUCUUCUUCAGGGAGACAGCCGUGGAGUUCAUCAACUGCGGCAAGGCGAUUUAUUCGCGUGUGGCCCGCGUUUGUAAAUGGGAUAAGGGUGGACCGCAUCGGUUCCGCAAUCGCUGGACAUCGUUCCUCAAGUCCCGCCUGAAUUGCUCGAUACCGGGCGAUUAUCCCUUCUACUUCAACGAAAUACAAUCGGCCAGCAAUCUGGUAGCGGGAGAGUAUGGCUCGAUGAGCUCGAAACUAAUCUACGGAGUCUUCAAUACACCCGCCAACUCGAUACCCGGCUCAGCUGUGUGUGCCUUUGCCCUGCAGGACAUAGCCGAUACCUUUGAGGGCCAGUUCAAGGAGCAGAGCGGCAUCGGCUCCAACUGGCUGCCGGUAAACAAUGCCAAGGUUCCUGAACCGCGCCCCGGCUCCUGUCACAAUGAUUCACGAACGCUUCCGGAUCCGACAUUAAAUUUCAUCAAAACACAUUCGCUAAUGGACGAGAAUGUGCCGGCGUUUUUCGGUCAACCGAUUUUGGUCCGGACGAGCACAAUUUAUCGCUUCACGCAAAUCGCUGUCGAUGCACAGAUCAAAACUCCGGGCGGCAAGACAUACGAUGUGAUAUUUGUUGGCACAGACCAUGGCAAGAUCAUCAAAUCGGUGAACGCCGAAUCGGCAGAUGCCGCUGACAAGGUUACCUCCGUGGUCAUCGAGGAGAUCGAUGUGCUGACCAAAAGCGAACCCAUACGCAACCUGGAAAUAGUACGAACCAUGCAAUACGAUCAACCCAAGGAUGGCAGCUAUGACGAUGGCAAAUUAAUCAUUGUGACAGACAGUCAGGUGAUAGCCAUACAAUUGCAUCGUUGCCACAAUGACAAAAUCACCAGCUGCAGCGAGUGCGUCGCCUUGCAGGAUCCCUACUGUGCCUGGGACAAAAUUGCCGGCAAGUGUCGCUCCCAUGGUGCACCGCGUUGGCUCGAGGAGAACUAUUUCUAUCAGAAUGUGUCCACUGGCCAGCAUGCGGCCUGUCCCUCAGGCAAAAUCAAUUCAAAGGAUGCCAAUGUGGGCGAGCAGAAGGGUUUCCGGAAUGACAUGGACUUAUUGGAUUCGCGUCGUCAGAGCAAGGAUCAGGAAAUCAUCGACAAUAUUGAUAAGAACUUUGAAGGCCCUCAAAUUUCCGCAGACAUUAUCAAUGCCCAGUAUACGGUGGAGACUCUGGUGAUGGCCGUGCUGGCCGGAUCGAUAUUCUCCCUGCUCGUGGGCUUCUUUACAGGCUACUUCUGCGGCAGGCGCUGCCACAAGGACGAGGACGAUAAUCUGCCGUAUCCGGACACGGAGUACGAGUACUUUGAGCAGCGUCAGAAUGUCAAUAGCUUCCCCUCUUCGUGCCGCAUCCAGCAGGAGCCCAAGCUGCUGCCCCAGGUGGAGGAGGUGACCUAUGCGGAGCCCGUGCUGCUGCCACAGCCACCGCCGCAGAACAAGAUGCACUCGCCAAAGAACACGCUGCGCAAGCCACCCAUGCAUCAGAUGCACCAGGGACCCAACUCGGAGACGCUCUUCCAGUUCCAGCCGGACGGCUACAAUACACAGCAGACAUAUCGCGGACGCGACAACUUUGGAACGUUGCGCUCCCACCAGGUGAUGGGUGACAACUAUCGACGCGGCGAUGGCUUUUCGACCACACGCAGCGUCAAGAAGGCUGUAAACAACACAAACACACGAAACAGAAGUCUUGGUCGCGCAAGAAGACAGCCGCCCCGUCAUGGCAUUGUAACUCAACAUCGCUCGAAUAGCCCCCAGCCACAACCACAGCAACAGCAGCAGCAGGCACAACAGCAGCCGCACUCCAGCUCCGGCUCGUCGCCGGUAAUGUCGAACAGCAGCUCCAGUCCGGCGCCACCCUCGAGCAGUCCCAGCCCACAGGAGAGCCCCAAGAACUGCAGCUACAUUUACCGUGAUUGAUUGCUAUGUAACACCAAGUCGAUGCCCCUCAUUCAGGCCAUGCCCUCGCCCACGCCGACACCGACACCGACGACUACACCCAACCACCCUACGCCCAGGCCACACCCAGUCGCCAGUCGCCCAGUCCAGCAGGAGCUUCAUGAUCAUCACAGUCCAAUAAUCAAGACCUACGCCAAGUCGAUGCCUGUAACGCCCAUACAACCGCAGUCGCCGAUGGAAGAGACGCCCUCCUACGAUCUCUACGAACGCCAUGCCCGCUCCGAUGCCACAUUCCACUUCGACGACGAGGUAGAUGUGGAUGAUGAUGACGACGAUGAUGAUUUGGAGGAUACCUCAUCGCUGGCCAUGAUCACACCGCCGCCACCCUACGACACCCCUUACCUACUAUCGCGAAGAACCUGCAACAGUGCGGCGGCGGCUCUAUCGCCACCAGUGCCGCCACCACGCAGGUUCCGCUUCGGCAACCGGGAGUUCUUCAGCAUGAGUCCGGGUGGUGGUGGUGGUGGCAGUGCCACGCCCACAUCCCAAUCCAAAGGCAGCGCCAUAACACCCACAAAACUGAGCGCCGCUGCUGCGGCCAUGUUCGCCACACCACAAAUGGCCCAACUGAACCGAAAGUGGGCGCAUCUGCAGCGGAAGCGACGGCGGCGGAACAGCAGCUCCGGCGACUCCAAGGAGCUCGACAAACUGGUGCUGCAAUCGGUCGACUGGGAUGAGAAUGAGAUGUAUUAGAUGUGUAGAUAUGCGUGUCUGUAGUUUAAGAGCGCUGAUGAUUCUGGCAGGAGCUGGGUGAGUGGAGAUAAGUCCACAUACAAGAAAUAGAAACAGAUACGAUCUCUAACAGGGUCUAGGGCUGAGGCUGAAACUAUCCCUAUUAUGUAUGUAUGUCCUUCCCCCUUCCCCCUUCUCCACCUAUCUGCGCUCCACUUAAAGCUUGCAUUUUUCCCGAUAUGAAUACACAAACAUUUGCGAUAGCAGCUGAAUGGGGAUAGCCAGAGAAAUUAUACACGAAAUUUAAAGUUAUAUAUACAUAUAGCCUAUACAUACCCAGGCCUGCAUAACAUACGUAUAUAAACCAUAUACUUGAAUGAAUAUAAAUAAAUAUAGUUCGAGGUUCGAGGAAGGGCCUAAGCUAAGUUAGAGCCAGCUGCAAACGAAACGAGAUAUUGUUAAUUAACAUUGAUUGAGAACACAUUGAGAAGAGAGGAAGGAGUCAACAGCUUGUACAUAUUAAUCUUAGAGUCGAAGUUGAAAGACGUAAACGUAAUUUAAGGCAGAACCUUAUUUGAUUAGAGGAGGGAGUAUACGCGUUAUACACACACGUUUUUUGCAUUUAAACCCCCAGACAAAAUGGAAAAAAUAGAAUAAAUUUACAAAAGAAAGAAGAGAAAAACAAAACAAAACAAAAGAAAACGCUUAUUACUGAUUUAUAUAAAAACAAAACGAAACACAAAAGAAGUUCUCGUAAAAUACCAAAAUAGUAGGGCAAACAAAUUAGUCUUUAAGGGCAGCAUUCGAUUCGCAAUUCGAGAAACAGAUCCUCCACUGCUCCGAAAACGGAACUGCCAACCGCAACAGGAAAUAUGCUCCAAAAAUAUAUUCUCACACACCAAAUCAGACAUCAACACACACAGAAUCUAUUAACGAGUGCAUUUUCUAAGGUCAAUUUUAGUUGCAGAGCCUUAAGCUUCUUUUUACAAUUUCAAAAUCUGCUAUAGAAAUGUGUAAAUUAUGUACAGGACUCUAUACAUACGCAAUACUCGUGUACGAUAGCCGAUCCAAGGAUCCAAGCAAACUGUACAGAUAUAUGUGCCAUAAAUAGGGGACGGGCCCGCUUUGAGUUUAGUUGUUAUAGUUUGCAUUGCAUUUAGAAUGGUACUUUACCGGGGACAGAACGAACAGAGCUCUCUCUCUUAAUAUAUAUGAUAAGAAUGAGUUUGAGAAGGGGGUAGAAGGGUAAAGGUAAAUGUAAAGGUAAAGGUAAAACACAUUUAUUCCGUGUGAAGUGAUCGAUCAAAAUUUAGUGAAAGCAUUAACUAAACUUUAGCCUAGCCACAUAGGGUUUGUAUUAUAGAUUAGGCCAGAGGAUGGAGAACUUUUGAAGAUAUUUGCACUAGGGGCAUUGCUAAUGUUGUUCUCAUUAAUAGAGUAUAUACACACACACACACACACACACAAUAUAUAGGUUAAGCUAACCGAUAUUUAAAUAUUUUGUAUGAAAAACCUUAACAGAACCUUAACAUCCGACUAAAUUUAAAAACAAAAUAUUGUAUGGAACACUCGAGGCAUUGCAAGUUGCAAGACUCUCUGCACGAGAUAAAAAGCGUAGAAAUAUCUAAAUCAAAGCAAAGUUUGUAAGAACAAUUAACAAAUCGUAGAGUAAACAAUAAAUAAACAAACACACACUCAACGAUCAUGUAUGUACUAUAUAUAGAAGUGUAUGGAGUGGAGUAGCAAUUUAAAUGCUUUUAUAUGCAAUUUUACUUUUUGACAAAAUGUAUACAAGUAGGAAAGAAACAGAAUCAGAAAUUACAUACGAAUGCAAUAAAUUUAGACAGCCAAAGACACACAAUUAAAUAUUCUAUUCUAAUCUAAUUUAAAAUAUUUAUAAUUGUUUGAGCUACAUUUUAUUUAGUUUUAGUUGUAAAUACACCGAUUGUACAUGUAUUUUUUUAACGGACUUUCAUUGCACUGAAGCAAAUAUCGUAUAUGUUGCAUUAGUUUUGGUUAAUUUAGUUUGUACUCUUUGUUUUUGUCUUUGUUAUUACAACUCAAGUGUGUGGAGUACUUCGAAAGCAAUAUGAACAACACGUAACAAACAAACAAACAAACAAACAAACAUUUAUAUAUGGUAUAAUUCAUAGGAAAAAAGCAAAUCAAACAAAAGUCAGACACAUAGCAGCAGAGUAGCAGCCGCAGCAGCAGAAGCAAAAGGGGGAAGAAUUAGGAAACACCCUUAGGCAUACCGUAGGAGUUUGAACUAAUUCUAGAACUACAUACAUACAUCAACUACUUAUACAAUUGCGUAAACGAGUAUUAGCUCGGAAUCAGAUCAUUAACUUUUAUACACUUUACCAUUUACAUAAACUAUACAUAAAUAUAUACAACAAGCGAACAGAAUACCGAUUUCAUAAUAUAUAGUACACGGCAAACCGAAUAUGUAGUUAGUUGUACUCGUAAUUUAGAGCCAGGCUGCAAUUGAAAGGUAUUACAGUGAAUCAUGCCGACAAACAGAGAAAACAAACAACCAGCAACAACAGCACACACACUCAUAAAAAAGAUCCAUGAAUAUACCGAUUAUAUAAUUAUACAUUAUGUAUAUAUAUAUACAUAGAUGACCCAUAUACAUACACUUAUUAGAUACUUUAGCAGAGAGAGAUUCUCUAGAGAUGCUUUUAAAAAUACAAACAAAUUCGAAAAUCCCAAAAAAAUGAACAAACAAAAAUAAAUGAAUUAAGCAAAUGAAAAGUAUUUUAUUAAAAGACACGACUCUCGCGAUUACUCGAUGCAAAAGGGGUAGCAGAGUAAAACAGCUAAAGAUAGAACAUACAAUACCCGAUAUAUACAAUUUCUUAAAACUUCUGCAAAACAAACACAAAAAAACAAAAACACUCGUGAGAUCAACAAAACUCAGCAACUUUUUAUAGAGGAGCAGCCCAACCAACUGUGGUUCGGAUAGAGAUGAAGAUGAAGAUACUUUAAAGAUAAAUUGUAAGCUAAUUGAAAACGACUUUUAACUUUCUCCAAAUAAGACGAAACGAAACGAGACGAUUAUUAGCCAUGUAUGCCGAAAACCGAAACUGAAAUCAGAUUGUAGCGAGCGCAUUCGUAUUUGCUAUUUAGCAAUUAAUUAUAAAGAAAAAGAAAUCAAGAAGAACAACACAACCGGCAUUAACAAAUUAGUGACAAAACGCGAGCCCUAGAGAGCGCAAAUAUAACACAUAGGGAGGAAUAGGAAUAGGAAUGGAAAACCAAGACACACUCAAGUUCUCAUUUUUCCAUUAAACGAUAUAUAUUCAAGUGCUUCUUACAUAAAAUAAAUAAAUAUAUAUAUAUAUACAUAUAUAUAAAUGAUAUAUAUAUAUAAUGAAGAUUACAUGGUAGAUAUUAUUAUUACGGGACGGAAGCGAAAGCUGGACACACAUUGGCAUUAUGAAUACCUACUAACUAGUUUAAGGCAUUUACUAUACAGAAAGAAACACAACUCUAUUAUGAUUAUUAUGUUUUGUGAGCGAACUUGGAGCGAACUAUUACAGAUUACAGAUAACAGAUAACAGAUAACAGCAUAAAGAACAGUUUUAGGGUUAAGCCUUAUACUACCUAUGCACGAUGAUUUCCCCCCUCCUGCGGAUGGUCGUGCCGUGUCGUUUGGUUUUAUAAUUUCUAAGUAGCCAGCUCUCUAUAUGCAGUACAUAUAGUAUAUAUACCAUACACAAACAAACGUAAUCGAUGCAUUUUACUUACUUGAAAAGCCAUCAAUGAAGCAAAUGAAGUUAAAGCAAGUUCAUGAUUCAAUUUAUAUAAUUAUGUUAAGAUUUUAUAACGCAACAAGCCUAACGUAUACAUUACCUAUAUGAAUACUAUUAUACGAGACUUUGUAAAUAAUACUUCAAACCAACCAACAAAAAUAAAUAAUCUUUCAUUCGAGCAAAACAAAAGAACAACAAACCCAGGACAAAAACAUCAAAAAUCAUAACGAAACGAAAUGAAUCGAAGCCAAGAUAAAUACCGAUUCCAGAAUCGACUUUUUACAGCCUUGGUUCCAACCACAACACACCACAAGACUCACAGUCCCCCAAAAAGGUGCACGAUCCACGAAUAGGAGAUGAGUAUGUUAUGCAUUCUUUAGCGGUUACAAAUACGUAAGGAUAAAUUUAAAUUGUUGAAUAUGUAGAGCAAAGCAUAAUUGAAGAUAAAGAAGGAAUAACACAAAAUAUUUAACCAACAUAAGUUACAAAAACGCUAUACACAAAAACAAACGGUACUUCCAAGCAACUAUAGAGCUAACAGCAAACCAUUUAAACAAUUAAACUGCAAACACCUAAUGAGUGAAGUUAAACGAAAUGAAUUGAAUUCCGCACUCCUGCCACCCUCCCAAUAACAAUGGCUCCAAAGUUCACUCUCUCUUCCGUAGUACUCUCCCUCUACCAAUCCGAAAUUCUCCAUUAUUUCGAAUUGAUUUCGAACCAAACGCUUCACAAAAUUAAACAAAAACUCCGAACUUUGUGCGGAAGGUGUGCGAAAUCGGUUAAUCAGAAGAAUCAGCAUACACAGAAGACAGCGAGAAGAAGAUCAAGAUCAACAUGAAGAACAUCCGUUAAAUGAAAGACAAGAAGAACAAACGAAAAUUGUUAGUAAAAAGACUGAGCUACAAAAUAUACAAGAACAAAAAAACAAAGCAAAAACAAAAGAAAUAAAAGCAAACAAAGAACGCUAUCGAUAUCGAUAACGAAAUCGAGAUGAAAGCUAAAACAAAAGCAAAUUAAUGAAUACUUUUGAUUUAUUGAGGAGUUUAUUAAUUAAUGUGCAAUUAAUGUGUAAACGGUUUUCUAACUUGACGCUUGACUAGAAUUCCAUUUCGUUCGAUUCAAUAUGAUUUGGCCAAUCGAGAGAAGUUCCUAGCAAACGGAGGCAGCCAGCCCAAAAAUAUCAAUCAGUAAGUGAAUCAAUCAAUCGAUCAGAUCAGAUCAGAUCAGAUCAAACCCAGAAAAGAGGAACUUCCGCCUAUCAAUGUUAGUCCAGGCCAUAAUGAUUGCUUUUGGCAAACUCAUUCAUUAUCUGCUGAUGUGGGUCAU